Molecule: messenger RNA, 1321 nt
Organism: Talaromyces proteolyticus
Lineage: Eukaryota; Fungi; Ascomycota; Eurotiomycetes; Eurotiales; Trichocomaceae
Product: putative short-chain dehydrogenase
Exons: 2
Coding region: 80-1105 (341 amino acids)
Source: RefSeq, a predicted model, not a curated record
GCUCGAUUAAGGCCAGGUAGAAAGAACAUAAAUUCUUCUACAAAAAAUCAAACGAUCAAAAAAUACAAAUUUCUACACAAUGUCGUCAUUCCUUGCUCCCUACGCAGCUGAUCACAAAUACUUGAAUGGGGAGGGUGAUGCCCGACCAACCGCGUUGAAAGUAAUCCGUGACCAAGAUCUAGAAGGUAAGCUGGGUGGAAAGGUUUUCUUGAUCACUGGCGGCACUGGCGGAAUUGGCUACCAAACCGCGCGAGCAAUCCAUGCUACCGGUGCAGAUGUAUACAUUACUGGGCAGAAUCGCGAGAAAGGUGAAAACGCCGUCAAGUCUUUGACAGUGGAUGGGAAACCAGGAAAAGUCGUUUUCUUGGAAAUGUAUCUCGACUCGUUAGAGAAUAUUCGUCAAGUCGCGAGCGAAUUCUUGGAAUUGUCGGGUGGAAAAUUGAAUGUUCUUAUUUGCAAUGCUGGUGUUAGAGGCUACCCAAAAGAUCAAACCAAAGAUGGAUUUGAGCAGCACUUUGGGAUCAAUCACUUAGGUCAUUUUGCCCUAUUCCAGGCCGUCAAGGAUGCACUCAUAUCCUCCUCGACGCCAUCCUACAACUCAAGAGUGGUCUGUCUCUCUGCACAAGGACAUCGGCAAUCAAAGAUUCGCUUCGGCGAUUACUUCUUUGAUAACAAUCCUGAAGAGUAUCAGCCUUUACUAGCAUAUGCGCAAUCCAAGACUGCCAAUAUCUAUAUGGCCCUCGAAGUCGAUCGUCGUUUUUCGGCACAGGGUGUUCGAGGGCUCGCAGCCCACCCAGGUAUAAUUCUCGGUACUGAUCUCAACAGGAAAACACCGGCCGAUCAAAUGGCAGCUCUGGCGCAAAACCCAGCAAUCCAAGCUAAUUUGAAAAAUUCUAAACAAGGCGCGGCUACUACAGUCUGGGCAGCCACUGCGAGGGAGUGGGAAGGGAAGGGGGGCAAAUUCCUGGAAGAUGUGUCAGAAAGUCAGCCGUUCGACGUUAAUUCACCACCGCUCAGCCCUGGAUACGCUGAGCAUGUGUAUGACGCUGAAGCUGCGAGUAGAUUAUGGGAUGAGAGUGUGAAGAUGAUACAAACUGCAGCAUAAGUUAUAGCAUGCUGAGGCUCUUAUUAACCCAACAGAUUUUGAUGAAGAGUAUAGAGACAGCACGAAACUCGCUUUUCAAUAUCUGAAUCAGCAGAAGAAACAUCAUAGUGUCAUCAAGGAGUGAAUAGAACCAACCAACCAAUCAAGUAAACUCCAUAUUGAUGGGAGAUAAAUAAAUUAAGCUAAAUGCCUAUUUUUCUUUUGAGGAAGCAAUUC